AUGUUGAAAAAAAUAGGUAUAUUUCCUUUAAUUGAGAAAAUCUAUAACAGUAAUUGCAAAUUUAAUUUUGCUUCUUUACAAUUAUUAAAUAUAAAUGUUGAUACAAGUAAUAUUUUAAACUAUAAAACGCCUUUAAAUAUAAAUGAAGGGAAUAUAAAAAGUAUUCUAAAUAAUAAAAGUUGUUUUAUUCCUUUGACGAAUUGCAUUAUAUAUGACAAAAAAAUUGUAAGUAGUGAAAUAAAAAAUAAAAAUAAUAUUAAAAGAAAUAGUAGUGUAAUAAUAAAAUUAAACACUACUUGUAAUUUAGUUAAUAAAGAAAAUUCAAAAGUCUUGUCAUUUAGUUGGUUAAAAAAUGUUAGAAAAAAACAAUAUUACAAUAUCAUUGGUAAAAUAGGUAUAAAAAAAAGAAAUGCUGGGAUGUAUUGGAGUUUUUACGUUAAUAAGAGAAAAAAAAUAAGAAAGAAAAGAAGAACUAUAUAA
Molecule: messenger RNA, 480 nt
Organism: Plasmodium relictum
Lineage: Eukaryota; Apicomplexa; Aconoidasida; Haemosporida; Plasmodiidae
Product: conserved Plasmodium protein, unknown function
Exons: 1
Coding region: 1-480 (159 amino acids)
Source: RefSeq, a predicted model, not a curated record